AUGGACGGGGGAAGUCAAUGCUGGCUCCAUGUGGAACACUCCACUUUCUUUUUCUUUCAUGCUACGUGGCCUAUCACUAUUAACUCUAUUCAUCUAAAAGUGACACCAAAACAACUUUCCGAGUCCGAAUCGAGAACAGCAGAUACCUCUGCAGGUCCACAGUACAUCCUAUGGGCGAAAUGCACAUCUGGGAUCUCCGCCGCAGACGGUGUUUUGUGUGAUCAACCUCCAUUUAUUCUGGCUUCCUUUAGUAUGGAUGAAGAGGGAGUUUCAACAGCAUCAUCACUGAAGUGGGAUAUAAGGGAAGAUUCUCUUGUUUAUCUUUGUCUUACAGGUCCCUCAGAAUCACCUGAGAAAUUACAGGAGUUAACUAAAGAUUCACAACCACUUAUUCCAAAAGACAACAGUGGUGAAUUAAAUCAAGAAGAAAUACCGAAUUUACAACCAUCUGCGUUGGAAUUACAUCAUAAUAUAACUAUUACUCUUAUUGGCGUUAAAACAGAGUUAAACUCUCACCACUCGGGAUGGAGGGCAUUACUUUGUUUUCGUUGGUUUGAACUGCAGGAACACAUUCGUGAGGCUACUCCCAUAGUAUCUCACCAUGAAAGAAAUUACAGAAGACGUUGCAACUCAGAAAAAACCACGAAACGUAGUAUGAUUACUGGUGAUGUUAGAGAAGCCAUUGCUGUUUCCUCAUGUGGAAAUUACGUGAUGUGGCGGGACAGAACUUUGGGGAUGCGAAAGGAAUUGAUGCCAUACCACAGAAUUUUUACCCCUUGUAAAGAGGAAAAACGAGUACGUGUUCGAAAGUUUCCUCAUCGUUUCGCAGAUAUUGUUGGUGAAGUGCCAUUUGGAACUCUUGUGGAAGCGAUAGGUCGUGAGAGAGAUCAAUACACAGGUGAAGAAUAUGUCUUGUUGAUUCUCUCAGGAUUACCAAACGCUGAAGUUGUGGCGGAAACAUAUGGGUUAACUUGUAUUGAAUCUGGUAAAUGGAUGUGGGGAUGGUCGAAGAUCCGCACAAGUAGUGGUUUACACUUAUUGGCAGAGGUGCGGGAUGAGGCGAGAACAAUAUUGCCUGGUCAAAGUCGUAUAGAACGAUUAAAGGAGCCUGUGUACUACACAUCUGUACGGGAGGAACGUAGUGUUCGCAUUCGCAGCGGCCCUUCACUGAGUGCUGAAGUUAUUGGUCAUCUUGAACCAAAUGAAGUGAAAGUGGCUAUUGCAAUACAUCAUACAACGCCUCCACCUAAUAAUUCUCCGGUUAAAACAGGAAAUUCAGCACCACUUUUACGUUAUUUUGUCGAGUGGGAGGAUGGAGGGUUUUCUCUCUUACGUAACAAUGAUCGAGUAUAUUUGGUACCAGUACAGCUUCGUGCACAACCGCGUCUUUUUCCUGUUUGCCCCAAACCAACACCGAAGUCACCUGAAAUUAUUGCAUUGAACAGGAAAAGAUUUCGUUCACCUUCAGGAAGAGAAGAGAAGAAACGAUCACAAGAAGAAAUUUCACCAGAAGAAUCACUGUGGAGCCCAUCAAAUGUCCCUGAGGCUGUUGCAGCAGGGGUGAAAGCGGGGAACGUACGAAUGGAGGACUUACCGCCUAUUAAUCUUGGCAGAAGUUCUACGCCCUCGUCAUCAUUCUCAUCAUCAUCAUCAAAUGCAUCUUACUGA
Trypanosoma theileri is the source of this 1668-nucleotide messenger RNA. RefSeq lists its product as uncharacterized. The transcript has a single exon. The record is from RefSeq and is a predicted model, not a curated record. Lineage: Eukaryota; Euglenozoa; Kinetoplastea; Trypanosomatida; Trypanosomatidae. Bases 1 to 1668 code for a protein of 555 amino acids.